Molecule: messenger RNA, 1924 nt
Organism: Trichobilharzia szidati
Lineage: Eukaryota; Metazoa; Platyhelminthes; Trematoda; Strigeidida; Schistosomatidae
Source: the annotation of a GenBank genome assembly
GUUUAAGUGUGUUUCUAUGUGUACAUGUUUUGUGUCUGUGUGCCUAACUGUGCGGUCAAAACUAAUAUAAUACCAUAGUCUUAAUCUUUCACCUAAUAAUAAAAGAUUGUCUUUAUAUUAUUAUGCACAGAAAUGUUGAUGUUAUCUUAUUAAGUGUACUUGUCAAUGUCUAGUAGCCAUUCACAAACGAUUUUUCAAAUCGACUGUCUGAACGCGGCUGUGUAAAAAAAUGGCACCAAUUCUUACUAUUAGUAUUAACUAUCAUAUUGGAUUACUACUUUUGGUGAUAACGUUGUGAUAGUAUAAAAAUAUGGAAAUUUUUAAAAUUUUACAUUUUUCACUGGAUUAUUUGGAUUAAUUUGCUUGCUUUCUAAAUGUUUCAUCUGAAAUUAUCGUUAUACACAUUUAUGAAUUAGUUGUUACCAUGAGAAUUAUAAAAAAUGAUUCACCAAGAUAUGGAGAUGAACACGUUACGUCGUAUUAUUAUUGUAUGAUUGAAUUCCUCGGAUUUCUGUCGUGUAUUAUUCAGUUUCUACAUCAUCUCCGUUGGUCAUGUGACGCAUACAGUAUCCUACUCCUGUUUCAUGGCUUAGACGAUGAUAAACUCAGAGAUGGAAUAUGAGGCUCAAACUCUGAAAUUUCAAUUUUAACUGAUGACAAAGUGAAUAAAAUUCAAAAAUAAUUCGAGAUUAAAUUAAAUUAAAAGUUUCUAUUUAUAGAGAAAUAUCAGUUAUGUAGUGAUUUGUAGAUUACAUUUUGAAACUGUUAUUACAUCAAAUCAAUCUACCAAAUGGAGAAUGAAAAAUCCAGUUUCAGCAGAUCGUCAAAUUCAACACUAACAAAACAAAGUCGAAUAAACAGUAAACGUAGUCAGCUGAGGAAUUUAACGCAUAGAAUGACUCCACGAACAAUUAAUAGAUCAGAGGAUAUGAGAUAUGAACAGAAAUCAAUAAAUCCAGAAGACUGUUCAACUGCUCGUGUAAAUACUCGAUUGUUUAAUGCACGUAAACAAUUCUCUAAAACCUCUGUACCGACAAUAUCGUUUGAUGACCAGAGUUCGCCUACAACUAGUCCUCAGUCAUCACGUUCAACAUUUAGUCAUAAUGUGAUGCAUAAAACUGACUCCGUAGAUUCUAGGACAUCAAUGCCUGUAUCACCAAGUGAAUCGAGUUAUUCACCAAAUUUUGAAAAGAAUUUAGCACAUGUUACUACAACUAUGCGAGCAUUAUCAACCUCUCCGCGUAAAGGCUCACCUAACGCUUUAAUACCUCCAUAUAAUAGAACUUUGCAUCCAUUAACCUUUUCAUAUGAUUCCAUAAGCCCUGAGUAUCCUGUAGAUAAAUCAAGCACAGUUUCUCCGACUACUAAAACUACAAGUGAUAAAUUGUCAUCUGAAGCGUAUACUCCAUACAAACACAACCAUAAAGGUUCAUUGAGUCCUAAACCUUAUCUAAUAAGAAGUGGUAAUGUAAUUGGCAGAGAUUUCAUGCCAAGUACAUUACCAUCGAUAUCCCCUACAACCACAACAAUGGAAGAUAAUACACUGUUAAGUUUAGUUCAUCAAAGAUCAACAGAGUCACAUGAUUCCUCGAUAAGUAUGCCUAGUGUAACUAGUUCCGGUGGUAGCCCAUAUACUUCAGGUGGAUCUCAGUUACUUAGAUCACAUAAAAAAGAAGAUAAACUAUACAGAAGUGCUGAAGUGAAUUUCAGUAUGGAUGAACAGGGGAUGAAACAACCUGAACAACAUAUUGUAAGAAGAUCAAGUUAUGAAAUGGCUACCGGAAAAAUAGAGAUUCCUAUGAAAAAGUCGAAGAAGAAGUCAUGGAAGGAAGCACUGUGUUCCUUAAAGGCCAAAAAAGACUUACUGUUCAAGAAAAGAAUGAAACAAACUGAUGAAAACAGUAAGUUAAUAGUAUUUUGUUAA